UUAUUUUUAAUUUGUUGGUCUGGUGCAGAAAUUUGUAUACGAAUGUCUUCAUGUAUUGAAGACGCAUAGGUUCUUCACACCUCCCACGCGUCGCUCUUCACCCCCCUCUCUCUCUCUCUUCUUUCUCUCUCUACUUUUCUCUGUCAUCUAAAAUGAAGUUUUUGUAGCAUUCUCUGUCAAAUUCAACACUCAUUUUCUUACAUUUGUUCCCACCCAUGUUAUGUUGUCUUCUUCACACACACACUUCUCAAUUACCAAAUUUUCAGACACCAUUUUUUGUGAGUGAUUUUUCCUCCCAUCUGGGGUUUCUGCAACAAUGCACUGGUGGGCGAAGGAAAAACACAGGGGUGGCACACCCGUGGUUGUUAAAAUGGACAACCCUAACAACUGGUCCAUGGUGGAGCUCGAAUCUCCCUCCGACGACGACUUCCUCUACCACGGCGGCGCCGCCGCCAUCCCCAAAGGCGGCCGCAACAAGAACGCCAAGCAGCUCACAUGGGUUCUCCUCUUGAAAGCCCACAAGGCCGCCGGCUGCCUGGCAUCCAUUGCCUCCGCAUUCCUCUCCCUCGCCUCCGCCGUCCGCCGCCGCCUCGCCUCCGGCCGCACCGACACUGAAAACCCGGGCGGCAGGUCGAGAUUCUACGCCUGCAUCAAGGCCUUCCUCUGGCUUUCCCUCCUGAUGCUCGGUUUCGAAAUCGCCGCGUAUUUCAAAGGAUGGCAUUUCGGAGCGGCGGAUCUCCAGCUCAAACGUCUCUACACUCUAACGAAUCCGUUUGCGGUUAAGGACGUGUUUGGCUCGCUCUACUCGAAAUGGGUCUUGAUCCGGGUCGAAUAUCUCGCCCCGCCGCUUCAGUUCUUGGCCAAUGUAUGCAUUGUUCUCUUCAUUAUACAGAGCUUGGAUCGCUUAAUUCUCUGUUUGGGUUGCUUGUGGGUCAAGCUCAGGAAAAUCAAACCCGUACCCAAACACGCCCUUAUCGAUCUUGAAUCCGGCCCCUAUUUUCCGAUGGUCUUAGUUCAGAUCCCCAUGUGCAAUGAGAAAGAGGUUUAUCAACAAUCUAUUGCGGCGGUGUGUAAUUUGGAUUGGCCUAGUGGGAAACUUCUGAUUCAAGUAUUGGACGAUUCGGACGAUCCGUUAACUCAGUCUUUGAUUAAAGACGAAGUUCGUAAAUGGCAAAAUAACGGCGCCAACAUUAUAUACAGGCAUAGAGUUAUUAGGGAUGGGUACAAAGCAGGGAAUCUUAAAUCCGCAAUGAAUUGUGGAUAUGUUAAAGAUUACGAAUUCGUCACUAUUUUCGACGCCGAUUUUCAGCCCAACUCCGAUUUUCUCAUGAGAACCGUUCCUCACUUUAAGGAUAACGAGGAACUAGGGUUGGUUCAAGCGAGAUGGUCUUUUGUGAACAAGGAUGAAAACUUGCUAACGAGGUUGCAGUUAAUUAACUUGGCUUUUCAUUUCGAAGUGGAGCAGCAGGUUAAUGGAAUAUUCCUCAACUUCUUCGGUUUCAAUGGGACAGCUGGCGUUUGGAGGAUUAAGGCUUUGGAAGAAUCGGGCGGUUGGUUAGAGAGGACUACUGUCGAGGAUAUGGAUAUCGCUGUGCGGGCCCACCUUCACGGCUGGAAAUUCAUCUUUCUUAAUGACGUCGAGUGUCAAUGUGAAUUGCCGGAAUCUUAUGAAGCUUAUAGGAAGCAACAACACAGGUGGCACUCGGGUCCAAUGCAAUUAUUCCGACUCUGUUUGCCAGCUAUUAUUCGAUCAAAGAUAAGCAUUUGGAAGAAAGGAAACAUGAUAUUUCUCUUUUUCUUGCUAAGAAAGCUCAUACUCCCGUUUUACUCGUUCACACUCUUCUGCAUAAUUCUCCCAAUGACAAUGUUCAUUCCCGAAGCUACACUACCAGCAUGGGUCGUAUGUUACAUACCGGCAACAAUGUCGUUUCUCAAUAUUCUCCCCGCGCCAAAGUCAUUCCCAUUCAUCGUCCCUUAUCUCCUCUUCGAAAACACAAUGUCCGUCACUAAAUUCAACGCUAUGGUUUCCGGGCUAUUCCAAUUGGGAAGUGCCUACGAAUGGGUCGUCACUAAAAAAUCGGGGCGGUCCUCCGAGGGCGAUCUCAUAAAUUUGGUCGAGAAAGAGCCGACAAAGCAAAGGGGAAGUUCGGAGCCCAAUUUGGAGGAAAUCAAAGAGAAGGAGAGACGGGCUUUUCGGAAAAGGAAGCAUAAUCGGAUAUACACGAAGGAGUUGGCGCUUGCUUGCCUUCUCUUGACUGCUUCCGCGAGGAGUCUUUUGUCGGCUCAAGGGAUACAUUUUUACUUCUUGCUCUUUCAAGGGGUCUCGUUUUUGCUCGUGGGGCUCGAUUUGAUUGGCGAGCAAGUUGAGUAAAUAAAAAAAAUAAUAAGAAAUGAAAGAGUUUUCUCCUUGAGUGGUUGUGUAAACAUGUAAAUGAGUAGAAGGGCGUUUUUGGAAGUCCUGGUAUUUCGACGAAAGAUAUAUCGCACGGGACCGGAGAUAUAUGACAGUAGAGAAUGCUGAUCCUUUUUUUUGUCUUGUAAUUUUUUUUUCUUAUUUUUUAUUUUUUUUAUUAGGUAAAUUCUUUUGUUAGAAGAAUUGUUUGUUUACAGAUGAGGGCAGGCAGGCAUAGGUAGGAAGUAGUGAUAAAUGUGUUCUCAAAUAAUGAUAUUCACUUGUUUGGAGGAAGAAUCAGCUGUCUCUAUAUAUCCUAGGAGUUGAGUUUAUUCAUUGC
This is a messenger RNA of Erythranthe guttata (spotted monkey flower), 2732 nucleotides long. Its product is annotated as putative xyloglucan glycosyltransferase 12. The record is from RefSeq and is a predicted model, not a curated record. Lineage: Eukaryota; Viridiplantae; Streptophyta; Magnoliopsida; Lamiales; Phrymaceae. Gene Ontology annotation, molecular function: glycosyltransferase activity. Gene Ontology annotation, cellular component: Golgi apparatus.